This is a messenger RNA of Hyposmocoma kahamanoa, 2233 nucleotides long. RefSeq names its product maternal protein exuperantia (gene exu). Gene Ontology annotation, biological process: bicoid mRNA localization. The transcript has 9 exons. The coding region runs from base 157 to 1419 and encodes 420 amino acids. The record is from RefSeq and is a predicted model, not a curated record. NCBI's taxonomy places the organism in Eukaryota, Metazoa, Arthropoda, Insecta, Lepidoptera, Cosmopterigidae. Gene Ontology annotation, molecular function: protein homodimerization activity; RNA binding.
GCUAUUGCGGGCUUGCCGCACACGUGCUGAGAUUUUGUGAUAUUUUUAUAAUUAUUUUACUUUACAGCGUCUCCUGUUCAUCGUGAAGCCAGUUCCACUGAGGAAUAUUGUUUAUCAACAUUUCAUCAUCUUCUGUUUAGAUUUGUGUGUGUGUUAAUGGCAAUGGUGUCAGAAGCAAAGGUGAACGGCAGCGAGAUGGAGCAAAGUACGGAGCUCCCUCCGGCCCUGGCGGAGAAGCCCGCCGGUCUUCCACCUGGCAAGUACGCACUCGUCGGCUGGGACAUGGAUACCACGGGCCGUCGGCUUAUUGACGAGAUCUGUCAAAUAGCUGCGUACACGCCGAAGCAGACGUACUCGCAGUACAUAAUGCCUUACGGGGACCUGAACCCUGGUGCUCGUCGUCGUCACAACGUGCGUGUUGUCACCGUCGGACGAUACCGCAUGCUCAAAGAUACUAAUACUCAUAAGAUAUUGAAAACAAAGUCUGAAAUAUCCGCACUAUCCGACUUUUUGGAUUGGCUGGAGAAAGAAAAGGGCGACGGAAGCGUAAUCCUCAUCUAUCACGAACCGCGUCGUCUUAGCCCCACUAUGCUGUUGGAGGCCCUCACCAGGUAUAAGCUUCUGGACCGGUUCAAGUCGAUUGUAGCCGGGUUUGCAGACAGCUAUGCGCUGGCCGCAGACAAGUGCCGUGCGACAGUUAAAUCCGUGUCGCUCCGUGUUUUGGCCCGCGUACUGUUGGAUGCAGAUUCGUUGGCCGUUGAUUCUGCGUUGGACCGAGCUACUGCUGCCUAUAAGAUCGUGGAGCAUCUAGCUCAGGGCGAGCAGCAGGAGGUGGGCGCGGGCGGCGAGGGCGGGUCGGGCGCGGCGCACGCGCACGUGGUGGAGACGGCGCGGCUGUGGGCGCGGCCCGUGGCCACGGAGCUGGAGGAGCUGGCCAGCCUCAAGAAACUGCUGGAGCGGCAGAACACGUUCCGGCCCGUGUUCGCACCGCUGCUGCGCUCGGCGCGGCCCGAGCGCAAGCGCGUCACGCAAUUGCGCCGCCUGCUGGCCGACGCGGGGCUGCUCUACGACCAGCUCAAGGCCACCUGGCAGGAUCACAAGCUCGAAGGGCUGGAGAAGCAGUUGUCGGAACUAAACGUGUCUGCAAAAGAGGAGGACAUAAAGGAACUGAUCGAGAUACUAGACUGCCAUUUCGACCCCGCCAAGGAGCCGAAGGGACCCAAGCCACGAGCGCCUAGAAAUAAGAAUAGAGCGACGUCUUCCGCGGGUGAAACAGGAGAGACUGGCGAAGCAGAGGGUAGCACCAGUGAUUCGCAACACAGCUCGCCGCACAACUCGCCCAGCAAGACUAACAACGACGUGUCGGCAGAAGACUCUAGUCAAAAGUUGCCUGCGCAAGGGGCGGUGGCAGCCAACUAACGCAGAACUAGAUUUUUCUACACAUCUACCGUUAGCGUCUACCAUACAGAGCCAUAGGGAUGUGACAAAAACAUUUAUUCGUAUUAUACACUAGGUUAAGACUCCAUUGGAAUUGAACGAAAAUUGUUUCACGGUGAACGAGUUAACACGAUUUUUAAUCUUACAAACGCCCAGAUUUUGUUUUGCUUUACGCGUAAAUUUUCUAUAUACAUUUAAUAGAUGAUAAUUGUAGUUGAGUGCCUUAGCAACUCAGUGUAAUAAGAUGUAACAUUUUGUAUGUCCUUGUUUCGGUCGACAGUUUUGUUGUUACGAUGUAGUGUCGUGUCCGUAUCGUACGGUGGACGGAGUGACGCAAAUUGUAGAAAGAGGACUAAACGAAAGUGCAGAGUUUUGUACUAUUUUUAAUAUCACAGAAUUAUUAAAUACGGCUUAAAGAAGCGAUAUUUAUUAUUUUAAGUUUAAUUAUUGCGGCUUUGAACAAUAAUUGUAGAAGUACAAUAUUGUACUUGUUUAUUUAUUCAAAGAUUAAACUUUUUAUUUAUUUUAGAAAUGUGUGCAAUCACAUGGAAACGGAUGGACUGAUAUUUUACAUCCGAUAGUUUAUUUAUUUUUUUUGUUUUCUCUUGCGUUAGUUUUGCGCUGACCGUUAUUGCAUUUUCGCUAUGUUACUAAACACAGGCGGCGCGGUGUCAGGCUCCGCCAUAUAACUUUGUUUGCCAUAGAGAAACCUUUUCUUUUACCAUACAAUAAGCUACGUAAUAAAACUGUGUGUACCUAUUAACUUACCUCUAAUUUAGUUAGUUAACAUAGACUG